UCGCCUCCCUUUUCCUUCCCGAAAAAAAAAAAACCCAGCCCCGCACUCUCGCUCAGUCGCAACCGGUUUGUGCCGGCCGCCGGCUUGCGCGCUGAUCCAAAGCCAUGGGCUGCCUUUCCUCCUCCUCCUGAGGCUCCAAGGAAGGGGGGGCCUGGGGCUGUCUGGCCCACUGACCGGCCGCCCUGCCCUUCUCCUCAAGGCGCCCAUAAAGCUCCUCCGGGAAAAGGCAGAAGCCUCUUGGAGCACCAGCCCGGCGCCUUGGCUGCCUCCGCCGCAGGCUGAAGUGACAGCUGUUCCAACACAACAUGUUCUAGAAGCCUGGAUGAUUCAAGACUGUUUUUUAGCUGUCCCCUGACUUGUUCCCGGAAGAUGGUGUUUCAGAAGCCACCAGAUGGAGGAUGGGGCUGGGUGAUUGUGUUCAUAUCCUUCUUCACCCAGUUCUUGUGCUAUGGAUCUCCUUUAGCUGUUGGAGUUCUGUAUCUUGAGUGGUUGGAUAAGUUCGGAGAAGGAAAAGGAAAGACUGCAUGGGUGGGAUCUCUUGCCGGUGGAGUUGGACUACUUGCAAGUCCCAUAUGCAGCUCGUGUGUGUCUGCUUUUGGAGCAAGAUCUGUAACCAUCUUCAGUGGCUUUAUGGUUGCUGGAGGCUUGAUGAUCAGCAGCUUUGCACCUAAUAUCUACUUCCUUCUCUGUUCCUAUGGAAUCAUUGUUGGUCUCGGCUGUGGCUUACUGUACACUGCAACAGUAACUAUCACAUGUCAAUAUUUUGACAAGCGCAGAGGACUUGCACUUGGCCUGAUUUCUACAGGCUCCAGUCUUGGACUUUUUAUAUAUGCCGCCCUACAAAAAGAACUCAUUGAAUUGUAUGGACUGGAUGGGUGUUUGCUUCUUGUUGGAGCACUGUCUCUAAAUAUAUUAGCAUGUGGGAGUCUCAUGAGGCCUUUGCAGUCAAGCGGGUCCACUUUGCCGGGCCAGCCAAGUUCUGAGAAAAUUCCAGAUCAAUACCUCCUUUAUAAUGAAAAAGAAAAGAAUGUUUAUGAAGACAACAUAAAGAUAUUUGAAAAAGCCACGGAUGAUGGAAAAGGUGUGCCUUGUACAGAUUGUAAGCAGGAUGCUCUUACAAUAAAAAACAGUCUAUUAUCAGUAACACCAGGAGAGACAGGCACAUACAAAAAGAAAGUUGCGGAACAGACAUAUCUCUGCAAACAGUUUGCCAAGAAGAAAUGGCACCUAUAUUUAGACUACUGGGAGGAAACGCUGGAACUUUUUAAGAACAAAGUAUUUUCAUCACUUUUUAUUGCCAUCUUCUUCUUUGACAUUGGUGGAUUUCCUCCUUCCCUACUGAUGGAAGACAUUGCAAGAAGUUCAAACAUCAGUGAAGAAGAAUGUAUCAUUCCUCUCAUUUCUAUCAUAGGCAUUAUGACUGCCAUUGGUAAACUUGUUCUAGGAAUCUUAGCAGAUUUUGCCUGGAUUAAUACUUUAUAUCUGUAUGUCUUGACUUUAAUAUCGACUGCAGUGGCACUGGUGUUGAUUCCAUUUGCCCAAAGUUAUAUUACACUGGCAAUUCUUUCAGGCAUUUUAGGCUUUCUGACAGGCAAUUGGUCAAUUUUCCCAUAUGUCACAACAAAGACAGUGGGCAUUGAGAAGUUAACACACGCAUACGGGAUACUGAUGUUUUUUGCCGGACUUGGAAACAGCCUUGGACCACCAAUAGUAGGUUGGUUUUAUGACUGGACAAAGUCUUACGACAUGGCAUUUUACUUCAGUGGACUUUGCGUUCUGUUUGGAGGACUGCUUUUGCUGGUGGCAGCCCUGCCAUGUUGGAACAGCACAGAAAACAGCAGACAAUCGGAAAAGCCACAUCCAAAUAUUUAUUCCUAUACAGGUGCAUCCGUUGCAUAGGUUACAGUGUGGAACAGCUGCUGAUGCGUUCUCUCUCUCUCUCUCUCGUCUCUCAUUGUUUUAUACUGCACUGCAACAUAUUUUAGUAAUUUUUCCACUUAUUUAUAAUUCAACUUUUUAUACUCCUUUGAAAUGCUUGUAGCAUUGACCAGAGCCUCUUCCAUGGACAUUUUUUUUUAUCUGUUUCUGGCUAUGGCAGAUGAGGCUCCUUUAGCACGAAAUACCUUUUGCUUUUUCAAUCACCAGAAAGCCUUUUUAUACCACUUGAUUACAGCCUGUCCAGUUUAAUAUAUGCUCAGGAACAAUAUAAUACAUAGGUGGAGUACCACUGGAAGAACUUUGCCACAGCCUUUGGUGUUGAACACUUUGCUACUACUCUCUAAUGCUGGAUGUCAGGUGGAGGCGUUAUACUAUACAUACUUAAUAUUAUAAUUCUGAAAGGUUGUGUGCAGAUCUGCUCUGUGCCCAGUGAAUCAUACAGUGAGAUCUGAUCUGGAGCCGGCACUGUUUGCUCUUCUGUGACCUCCUUUCUCUUUCUAGUACUGUUCUGUAUUACAAGUUUCAUCAACUAAUUAUUUUUGUAAUGGAACGAAACCUAUUUUAUACAGACUUUUAUAUAAGCAGUUUGUGUUUGUUUAUCUUUUGACAAAGAUAAAUCUUGCUUCAGAAAUCUUGAUAGCCCUGUAAAGAGAGACUUUGAAGACAAUCUGAUCAUAUCAGCCUGAAUGUAAUCAGCGUUUAGUGCUUCUUUCUGAUAGGAUAAAUGUUAUGAAAUGUUCUCAAGGUCUCAUAUGUUGACAUGAGGAAGAUUUUAUUCACAUCGCCUGAGAAGUAAAUUGAACUGCCAAAAAAAAAAGGGGGGAGGGGGAAGCUUCCAGAAGUGGCAGAAAGUUCUACACUCCAAAUACGUUACCUCUCACGUCUUCAGAAGUUUUUUGUUUAAAAACUCUGUUAAACCCAAAGUGAUAAAACCAAGGAAUAAAUACAGGUUGUAAAAUA
Anolis carolinensis (green anole) is the source of this 2898-nucleotide messenger RNA. RefSeq names its product solute carrier family 16 member 9 (gene slc16a9). The coding region runs from base 370 to 1899 and encodes 509 amino acids. Gene Ontology annotation, biological process: transmembrane transport. Gene Ontology annotation, molecular function: monocarboxylic acid transmembrane transporter activity. The record is from RefSeq and is a predicted model, not a curated record. The transcript has 7 exons. Gene Ontology annotation, cellular component: membrane. Lineage: Eukaryota; Metazoa; Chordata; Lepidosauria; Squamata; Anolidae.